This is a messenger RNA of Neoarthrinium moseri, 2238 nucleotides long. RefSeq lists its product as uncharacterized. Lineage: Eukaryota; Fungi; Ascomycota; Sordariomycetes; Amphisphaeriales; Apiosporaceae. Bases 1 to 2238 code for a protein of 745 amino acids. Gene Ontology annotation, biological process: lipid oxidation. Gene Ontology annotation, molecular function: oxidoreductase activity, acting on single donors with incorporation of molecular oxygen, incorporation of two atoms of oxygen; metal ion binding. The transcript has 2 exons. The record is from RefSeq and is a predicted model, not a curated record.
AUGGGAAGCGUCGUUUCUUAUCUGAGACAAUGGGUGUGGAACUCAAGGACUCACCUGCUUGCCAGUCUGAAUCCGAGGCUACCUAAACCUCCAUCUUAUCUGCCGAUUGCAAACCCAAAGGCUAUACUGCAGCAUCCAGAUGAAGGAAACUUUUUCAAGAAGAUUGUGCAAGCGGCCGAGGCUCCCAUCCAAGACUACGAUCCCGGUGUUCUCACACAAGAGCUCUUGAGCCUGGGCAUCUACCAAAGAGUCAACUCCCAAAGCGCCCACACUCCAGCAGGUACCGACUACGCGGGUGGCAACAUAGUUGAAGGAACAUACGCCGGGACUCAGGCAGCAAUCACUCAGAUCUACGCACGCAUUGAGCGGAGCUAUGGUUCCUACUUCGACGUGCUGGCGCUUGAACCGACACUGCCGCGAUACAUCGACCUCAAAGAGAAACGCGAUAUGUAUCAAUACUCACCAUACCCGCUCGACAAUGGCCAGCCUGCAACGUACCCACCCCAUCUCCAGACGAUUCCCCGUUCCGACCAAGAGCCACAAUGGAAGAUAUUCAAUGCCUUGGGACUAGCAGAGUCGGCAAUAAUUAUACAGAAGGUGGUACCAGAUACGUUCUUGGGAAAGACUGCAGACUGGAUCCUGGACAAGGUCAGAUCUGCUAUAGCUGGCGAUCCGCAAGCCGGGCCCACAAUUAAGGACGUCGAAGAAUACAACAUGUAUCAUCGCAAGUCCGGAACAGACAUUACUCGAGGAGAGAAUAUUGGCAUGCUGCCGGACUGGUUCAGUGACAGGCGGUUUGCUGAUCAGUCGUUCACUGGCGCGAAUCCAACAACCAUCACCCAAGCCUCUUCAUCCCUGAUCAAGGAGUUCACAAGUGCGGCGAAGGCCAAUGGGUAUCAAAAAUGGGCUGAGUUAAUACCAAGGAUCGACCCUUCCUCCUUGUUUGUUCAGGAUUGUAGCUAUUUUCGGGAGGCUAUGGGCGUGAAAUCAAGUGCCACGCUGUACGACAAGCAACCAGCGAGUAACGAUAACUGGGCGUGCGCGUCUGUUACGCUAUACAGACUACACGACGAUGGGAAGCUUCACCCUGUCGCCAUCACGGUCGACUACAAGAACACAAUGGCAGAGUCGGUUACUAUAUUCAACAGACGGAUGAGUCCAUCAGAUUCGACUGCAGGGGAAGCUACCGACUGGCCAUGGCGAUAUGCGAAGACAUGCGCACAAGUGUCUGACUGGAUCCGCCACGAGCUGACAAUCCACCUGACAAAUUCCCACUUCAUUGAAGAGUCACUAAUCGUAGCUACGAACCGGACUAUACCCAUGGACCACAUAAUCUUCAAGACCUUACAUCCCCAUUGGUAUAAGACGCUCUCGUUGAAUGCUGCAGCGCGAGACACGCUUGUGCCGCAGGUCAUUCGUGACAUUGUUGGCUUCAGCCCCGAGCAAGCAUCGUCAUUCAUCCGCAACGCCUUCGAGAACUUCAACUUCGUCGAGAACUAUGUUCCAGCGCAGCUCUCGACACGCGGGUUCCCAAAUACGGAAGCCGCACUCAACAACCCCAAAUACAAGAACUACGCGUACGCCAAGAACAUGACUCUUAUGUGGGCAGCGAUCAAGCAGUACGUGACCUCGAUCCUCUUGACAUACUACGACAAGCCCCGCGCCGACCAGAUGGUCGCGGACGACCCCUACAUCGAGCAAUGGUGCCAAGAAAUCCAAACGGCCGGUUGGAUCAAGACGUUCCCGACGAUCAAGACGUUCGACCAGUUGGUCGACGCCGUGACCAUGUGCAUCCACAUCGCGGCGCCGUUCCACUCGACCGUCAACUAUCUGCAGAACUUCUACCAGGCCUUCGUCAUCGCCAAGCCCAGCUGCCUUUGCGCGGCGUCACCCACGUCGCUGGCGCAGCUGCGCGCCUACACGGAGCGCGACCUGGUCGCCGCCCUGCCCAUCGACCGGCAGCGCGAGUGGCUGCUGGCCAGCCAGAUUCCCUGGCUGCUGAGUUUCCGCGUCGCGAGCGACCGCAGCCUGCUCAACUUUGCGCUGAGCCAGUGGAACGUGUACAAGAAGAAGACGGGGCCCGGCGAGGUGGAGAUCCGGGAUAUCUCGGAGAUGUUUUACCUCGAGCUUUGCCGCUUGGCAAAGGUCUUUUAUUACAACAGCAAGGGUAUGGACGAGGGCGCUAUUCCCUAUAUGGUCAUGGACCCUGGGUUUACGGCGGUUAGUAUUUUGAUCUAG